Messenger RNA from Dipodomys ordii (Ord's kangaroo rat), 372 nucleotides. RefSeq names its product leucine rich colipase-like 1 (gene Lrcol1). Lineage: Eukaryota; Metazoa; Chordata; Mammalia; Rodentia; Heteromyidae. The transcript has 2 exons. The coding region runs from base 1 to 372 and encodes 123 amino acids. The record is from RefSeq and is a predicted model, not a curated record.
AUGUGGCCACUCCCGCAGCCCAACGGACAUCGGUGCUCCAGCCAUAAGGACUGCUACAGCGACUGCUGCGUGCAGACUGGCAGGCAGCCAGACAAGUUCUGCACCACCAAGACCAUGCUGCAGUGCGUGGCCUGGCGCAAGCCCGACAGAGACCUGUGCAGCAGCCACAACCAGUGCUGGAGCCUGUGCUGCAUCCAGGUGGGUGAGUCCAGCCGCACGCGCUGCUGGCCGCGGACCGGGUUCCUGGUACAGUGCCUGCCGCUGGUAUGUGCAGCCGCGGGCCCCCAACCCCCACACGGGGGCGCCAGCAUCCACCCCCGCCAUCCACCACACGGGGGCGCCAGCAUCCACCCCCGCCAUCCCGCUCCCUGA